Molecule: messenger RNA, 3718 nt
Organism: Meira miltonrushii
Lineage: Eukaryota; Fungi; Basidiomycota; Exobasidiomycetes; Exobasidiales; Brachybasidiaceae
Exons: 1
Coding region: 33-3509 (1158 amino acids)
Molecular function (GO): zinc ion binding
Source: RefSeq, a predicted model, not a curated record
CCUUUAAGCAUCCUUUGCAAAAGGUAGCCACCAUGUUGCCCCCUUCCGAAUCAUCUUCAUUGGCUGAAGCGCAGCCAGAAUAUAAGCUGAUGAACUUCAUUAUUCAUAUGCUACCUGUUGGUGCUUUAAAAGAAAAUGUCUUAUUACCUCCCGUUUUACCUCACGUUAAGAUUUUGCAAAAAGGCAAGAGCUUUACUGCAGAGAUGCUGGAGAGUGAGAUUCGCCGUAAAGAUAAACUUCUCUAUUUCAAAGCUCUCGGCGUAAGAAUGGAUGAUAUGGAAAUCUUUUUUCAACAUUCACCAACUUCAAACAAGCACCACGGUACGUAUAACGAAGUUGCACGUUACAUGUUACCAUCCUGUGAUGAAUUCACCCCUGCUGCUCAACAUUUCCUUGGCGACGUAUCUAUGGUGAAGGCUGAGGUAUGGCACAAAGAUGACUUGGCCAGCCCAAGUCACAUCUAUUUGCGUAAAGAUUCAAAAUAUCCAUUCAAAUUGCAAGUCACAUGCACGUUAGUACCUUUGCGAAUGAUUGGUGGAACUCAAGUGCAAACUGGACCAAUUGGUGCUAUUGUUGAUUUUUCCGUCCCCAUCGGGACCAAACAAUGCAUCACUGCAUUCCGUCGUGAUCUCCCAAAUGUGAUCGCAAGGAAAUGCGAUCAAUUUUUAGGAUUCGCUCAGAACAUGUACUCUGUAGAGGUGUACCUGAAAAAGUCUCAAGACAACAAGGAAAUAAUGUUUGAAGAUCGUGUAGCACAAUGUAUGUCAAACGGUAAACCACUGGAACUUCAAUUCGCUUUACGUGCAAAUUUCAAGGCGGCCAAUCCAUCAAGCGCAUUAAAAGCAAAGGCUAUUCCCGUAAAAUUGAACAUUUCUAGCAACGUGAGUCCAAAGAAGAAAAUUGAUGUCAAGGAGGCAUCCGUAAACAGCAAAAGCGAUUCCAAAAAGGAUACAAAAAGUGGCGAACUUGCUAACCAAGCAAUCCUGCUCGAUGCGUUACGUAAAGACUUUGAGACAGCAAGAGAAAAUGCUCAAUCAUGUGAGACAGCGAAAAUCCCGUCAACUGUUGUACUUCCACCUUUCACAGAUACAAGCGCAGCCCAAAAGGAGGUGAAACCAGAAGAAGUGUUUUUGGCAUGGAAGAAAAGAGCGAUGCCCAGCGUAAAGGCAGAGACGGUCGCAGAAAAGGCUGCGAUGAUGCAAACGAGCUCUUUGGCAGCUAAAGAAGCCUGGAAGAUGUACCACUCUCGAAAUCAUCAGGGAUAUCCUCAUCCUUGGUCGUCCGGACCACCUCCUCCUUUUAUGUGGCCAAAAGCAUCAGAGCAAAUGACAAGCAAAGAAGUUCGGAAGGCAUAUCGCAUUCAAGAGUACUCGCAACGUCCCAUACCUUGGUAUUUCGGACCAAGUCCAUCUUCUUUGCGUCCGGAAUCAUCAGAGCAAACAAAAGCAGCUGACAUCUCUAAAGCGGCAGAAAAGGUCAAGCCAGUUGAGCAUGUAAAAAAGCCAGAGCAAGAAGAAGCGUCACAAGCACUCCCUGUGGCACCACCUGGACCACUUUCAGGCUUGCAACGGUUAACAGAUGAUUUGCUACACGUAGUAGCCGGAUCAGCACAAAAUCCUCCUGGUUCAAUCUACACACGUAUUCAAUCAGAAGCACAAGAGCAUCGCAAGAGACGAUGCAAUCCAUCAUUAAAAUCAUCCAUUCACUGUCAAGCGCCAUCAUUGAAGCCUUCUAGUGAUGCUGAGGCAAAAGAUCAAGGUCAAGAGGUUGGUCCAGUGAAAGAUACAACCCAACACAAUGCAGCUUGCAAUUUGUGCGAUAAGCGUAUCAAGGGCAUUCGCUGGAAAUGCACGGCUUGCAUCGAUUUUGAUGUUUGCUCGGCAUGUAAAGCUACCACAAAUUCUACCCAUCCUUUCCAUCAAUGGAUGAAGCUUCAAGCCACAGAUGCUUUGCCUUUGGGUGUUACACCUAGCGACUGGGUGAUCCAUCCUAACGUUAUCUGCAAUGGAUGUGACAAAGCAAUCGUUGGACCACGCUACAAAUGCAUCAACUGUGCAGAUUUCGAUUGGUGUCAUAGUUGCGAGUCCAAUCCGGCAUUGCACCAUGUGAAAUCGGAAGAGGAACCACAUCUUUUCCUCAAAAUCAACAAGCCACUUCCGGAUGCACGAUCUGUGGAGACGGCAAAAGUUCAAGCAAAAGCUACUGUAACUGCCAUGAACAAGCGUAAGUCUGCUCAUGCUGAAGAGAUCGUUGAUAUCACUCUGAAGAAGCCCGAUAUUUUCGAAGAAGAUUCCACGGAACAGCAAGAGACGCAAUUGGACAAAAUUACGCAACUCAUGGAUCGUUUGGAAAAGAAGCAAAGAAAGACAGAAAAGCGUAUCGAUAGCUUCGGAGGCGAAGUCAAAGAUUUCAAUGAUGCAAUCGAAAAGAUCCUUAACAAGAUCGAUCAGAUCAGUGCAGACUCAUUGAACACGCAGACAAAUGCUUUCGGAGAUGAAUCCAAAGAUUUCGAGCAUCCUAUCCGUAAAGAGUUCUCUGAGUCGUUUCUGAGCAUCAUGAGCAAAAUGGAUCAAAUGAACGAAGACUUGUUGAACGCGAUCGAAAAAAUCGAUCAAAUGAACGCAGAUUCGUUAAACACGACCCAUACCAAACCACUUACAACUGAGAAUGUGCGCGAUGAGGACGUUCAUUCAGUACGUGCACGUCUCGCAGAUUUGUCCGUUCAAGCGCAAAAAUUGCCUGGUGCUUCACUUGUUGCAGAUGGUUUAAUGACUAUGAAAGACGGUUAUGUUGUACCAAGUGCCCCCGUAGCGGAAGAAGAUGCUCAAAGCGUAGCAGAAGAUUAUGAUAUGCAAGUGCUAGCUGAUAUCACUGUCCCUGAUGGAGCACGUCUGGUUGCUGGUUCCCUGUUUGACAAGGUAUGGCGAGUCUGGAAUACAGGUACAAAGGCAUGGCCAGAAGAAACCUGUAUCACUUCGAUCUCCAAUUUUGCAAAUUCGACCCAGGCUGUGAAGCAUUCUAUCAACAUUGGCCGCAUAGUGAAAGCAGGCGAAAUGACGGAUAUUUGCAUGCCUAAUUUAGUCGUUCCCUCAAGCACAGGAAAGGAUGCUCACUUCUUCCGUCUUGCUUUACCAUCUGAAUUCGGCCAAGAAUUACGCUUCUUUGGCGAUCAAUUGUGGUAUGACAUCGAAAUUGUAAAUGGAAAAUCAUCCAACGAAACAACCAAAGCAAACAAAUCGACCGCCGCUUCGAUGCAUCAUCCUAAACCUUCAUCUUCCGAUUCACAGAAGCAAGAAAGUGAAAAUGAAAUGAAUGGAUCAUCUUUCUUCCGCGCUCCGUUUGCACCAAGAAAUGAUCGUGCGCCUUCAAUGACUGGUCACCAAACCGAGUUCUUGCUUACACCCACAAACGAGGGUGCAUCUUCCAUUGCUGCUGAUGAUUUGAUAUUAUUGGGAAGCGAUGAAGACUUCGAGAUUAUUGAACCUUCAAGCGAUGAAGAAAGCGAUUGAAGAAGGCUCUAUUGUACAUCAACAUCAAUUUGUUCCGUCGACCUCGCCUCUAUUGUACCAAAAACAACUCAAGCUUGUUCCUUCAUACAUCUGUACCAUGUCCCGCAAAGUUUCGAUUCGAUCAAAGUAUCCAAGGUUCUCGUUUCAUAAUAUGUAAAUUACCAUCUAGAAAAAGCAAAAAAACUCAUGUUAAAAACCUAAAUUUGAAC